Molecule: messenger RNA, 2337 nt
Organism: Megalopta genalis
Lineage: Eukaryota; Metazoa; Arthropoda; Insecta; Hymenoptera; Halictidae
Biological process (GO): G protein-coupled receptor signaling pathway
Cellular component (GO): membrane
Molecular function (GO): G protein-coupled receptor activity
Source: RefSeq, a predicted model, not a curated record
CAGUCUGCUUCCAGUUUCUCCCUGGAGAAUGCUCGUUGGCUUAGUCGGAGUUUGGCUCUCCUAACACGCGCUUCGCAGCCACUCCAUUAACUCGCCGCAUCACAGAGAACCGCCUCGUAAAUUGACAGAAAAUCGUCUUCGCCGUCGAAGAUUUUCGAAUAUCCUGCGCGGUGCUCGUCGACCUUCGUCCCUUCGAAUAAUCCGGCGUCGAAAACGUUUCCCCGAGAGUCAAGAAAAACCGUCCAGGACCAUUUCCGACCAGUGCCUCGCGAUCAUUUUGCAAUAGCCGGGGCAGUGUGUUUAUUGGACGAUAGAAGUCGAAAUCCUGAAGCAUUUCGACAACUUCGCGCGGAUAAGAAAUGUGGGGGAAGCAGUGUCGUCGGGAUAUCGAAGGCAGAGGAUGAUCCACGUUUCGAAGGUGCGCGGUUCCUCGGAGCAAAGGGAAGCGGGCGCGUAAGGAUGCGCUUACGCAGGAAGCGGUGCAUGUCCCGGUGACGCUACAGAGACUUGGAAAAAAAGCCAUACGCCGAUCAUCACCGCGGAAGCACGGAUGACGCGAUGAGACUGAGUCCUAUUAUCUUGUCGUGGGCCACGGCGAGCUGGCUCGGUCCAACCGGAACUACGGCGAUACGGGCCCAGCCGUCGAAGGACUACGAGUUGUCCACGGAAUUCUUCCUGGUACCUAGCGACGCGGCGAUGGACAAGAACGGUUUGGCCAGCGUGGCCAGUGUCAUCAGCGUUCCAGCGCCGAACAGGACCGUUUCGGUGUUCAGGCUGCCUCCUGGAAAAAAGAGCCCGGAGAUCGAGGCCGAUACUCAACCGUACCCGAGGUCCUUGCUCAGACAACGACCCUGGGCUCUUCCUCUGGCGGCCCUUAGCGCGGCCACGAUGCUCCUCAUGGCUGGCUUCGAGGUUUUCGUACUGCUCAAGGCAAGAGUAACCGCGCCAAAUAGACGACAUUUAUUUUUGGGACAAGCUCUCCUUUUAGGCCUCUUCCUCUUGGCAGGACUCUCAGCAGCAGCGUCUCUCAGUCAAAAUCCUCUAUCCUGCGCCGCCUUUCGACUAGUUGGUUUACCCGCUACUCUUGUAUUUGCGGCUCUCUUGGUUAAAUGCGUCUUCUUACUUUCUUUGAACAGUGGCAUUUAUCUACCUGCACCGUAUCAGGCAUUAGUAUUGGGCUUCGCAGUGCUGGUGCAGGUAGCUAUCAUUGGACAAUGGUUUUACGGUGAACCGCCAGCCGUUGUUCAGGUACACAAUACAGGAUCAAUCUCUCCGACAUCCUGUUGCAAAACUCCUCUCGGACAGAUUGUGGCCUCCCUCGGGUAUCCUGGGGCUCUUCUCGUGGCCGUGGCAUGUUUAGCAGUCCGAGCACGAGGUGUGCGAGACAACAACCGGGAAGCGGCGUUUAUCGGCCUCGCGGUUGGUUUAUCACUUCCGAUUUGGAUAUCGAGCGCGAUCGGCUCGGUGGCAGCGUCCUCGGAAAGCGACAGAGAGGCCUGGCUGGCCUAUGGACUGUUAACUACUUCCCUACUGGUGUUCCUGACGAUGUUCCUGCCGAAGGGUCGGCAGCUGGCUGCGCUUGGUCGUGAAGCUCCUGAUACAGUGAUUCGUGAUCGCGACGACGCCUUGAGCUCGCUUCCUGGCAGCGGUUACUCGCCUUCCUUCUUCCACUUUAAGCCGGCCGAGGCUUCCUUGAAGAGAAAGCUGCAUUAUCACAGUGCUGAUCGUGUAGCAUUAGUUUCAUCCGCUUUACCUGGAUGCACUGCCUGCAGGCACGGUGGAAGUCCCAUAUACUCCGAAGAUGUUCACGGGCCGAUGGAAACAUUCGUUUUGCCACCUGGGAUGUACUUGAGGCCAGAAGAGGCUGGAAACUUAUACACUACCCUAUCGGCGAAUCCGAAUGUGUUUUUCCAGCGAGCGGCUCAUCCAGGAAUGAUGUAUUAAUUGACAGUUCUGUGUAUGUGAUAAAAGAACGCUUGGUUUCUUAGAUUAGAUAGCCGCGAAGAAACAGACUACGGUUUCCGGCGUUCGGCUUGUUAUUGUCAUUCACAUUAUGCGCGAGUAUCAUCUGAGACUUUGGUGUUCAUUUUGCAGUGACGGUGCUCGAUUAUUUCAAUAACGAAUCAAACGAGAGUCCGCUGGAAGCGACUUUCACGAAAAAAUGUAAUAAAGGUACGAUAUACCUUCUUUCGUAAUGUCUUUUUUUCUCCAUCACUUACAUAUCAUAUAUUGUAUAAGAUUUUCACGAAUGCCUGUUUCAAUUAUUUUAUUAUAUUCAGCAUGUCGAUGUAAAAUAUCUUUGUAGCACGUAAGAUUAAAGACUGGAUCUUAAUAUAA